Mollisia scopiformis is the source of this 1434-nucleotide messenger RNA. RefSeq names its product RNA polymerase II subunit 3. NCBI's taxonomy places the organism in Eukaryota, Fungi, Ascomycota, Leotiomycetes, Helotiales, Mollisiaceae. The transcript has 3 exons. Gene Ontology annotation, molecular function: DNA-directed RNA polymerase activity; protein dimerization activity; DNA binding. The record is from RefSeq and is a predicted model, not a curated record. Gene Ontology annotation, biological process: DNA-templated transcription. The coding region runs from base 157 to 1185 and encodes 342 amino acids. Gene Ontology annotation, cellular component: RNA polymerase II, core complex.
CGCGCCGCAAAAUCUUCAAACUCCAAAGGCUGAGUCUAAUCUCGACACGUCAGCCUCGCAGACUGCCCACGUUGGCGUGAACCUUUCGAGGAAGCCGUCACGUAAUUCCUCCUCCCUCACAGCUCCUUCGAAUCUGCGCGCGCAGGGCACGUCAAGAUGGAUUUCGAACCGAUGAUGAUGGAUACGGAGGCGAUGGGGCCCUCCGUCAAGAUUACAGAGGCUGGAGCAAAUCAUGUCGACUUCGAGCUCUCGAACGUGGAUCUCGCAUUCGCAAACUCGAUUCGCCGAGUCAUCAUGGCUGAGGUUCCCACGAUGGCUAUCGAUCUGGUAGAGGUUGAGGCAAAUACAUCUGUGCUCGCAGAUGAGUUUAUUGCGCAUCGAUUGGGUCUUGUGCCUUUGGUGUCGAAGAAUGUGGAAGAGGUGGAAUAUUCGAGGGAUUGUGAAUGCGAGCAGUACUGCGAGAGAUGCAGUGUCACACUUACACUUCACGCACGAUGUACCGGUGACGAGAUCAUGAAGGUGUAUGCGCGCGAUCUGGUGGUGGAUUCUCAGCGGGCGAAUCAAUGGGUUGGAAAUCCUGUCAUCACCGACACAGAUGGACUUGGGACUGUUAUUGCCAAGCUGCGAAAGGGCCAGGAACUGCGGUUGAAGUGCAUUGCCAAGAAGGGCAUUGCUAAGGAACACGCAAAGUGGGCACCGACAUCUGCAGUUGGGUUCGAGUACGACCCUCAUAACAAGCUGCGGCAUAUGGAUAUGUGGUACGAGUCGGAUGCUCUUGCUGAAUGGCCAAAGAGCAAGUAUGCCGAUUGGGAGGAUCCUCCUCAAGAAGGCGAGCCAUUUAAUUACGAUGCCGUCCCAGAUAGGUUCUACUUCGAGGUCGAGAGUGUGGGCAACCAUGAACCGGACGCCAUUAUCCAGCAAGGAAUCAAGGUGCUCCAGCAAAAGCUUGCAAUGGUCAUUUCGGAUCUUACAGAAGGAAGCAGUGGUGCCAAUGGAGCGAAUGGCUACGAUAAUGCACCUCGAAGUCCAGAUAUCGAUAUGGAUGGUAAUACUGCUUGGCAAGAGCCCGGUUAUACCACGCCGUAUGGAAAUGGUGGUGGCGGUGGAGGACAGUGGGGUCAAGGUGCUGCUACGCCUUACGGUGCUACACCUUAUGGCCAGAACGGGGCGAACGGAUGGGCUUAGAUUUCACUGUGCUGCCCAUAAAUUGCUUACGAUCGUAUUGCUUCGACUACGACUCUGAGCAACCAUUUGGACAUAUUGUCCUACCCCUCACAUCUGGCUUUUAAUGCAGAUACUGAACAUGUACCACCACACCACAGCAUAUCACGGCGUUGGAUUGGAGGCAAAAAGUACUCCCGCGAAUCGAUUGAUUGAGAGCAAAAGGGAAAGGAAAGAAUCAGCCAGUCUAGAGCAGAUCUUCAGAAUGAAUCA